AUGAAGGUUGAAGCUCCCAUUAAGGUCGAAGCUUCCGUGAAGGUUGAAGCUUUCGUUAAAGUUGAGGCUUCAAGCGUCAAUUCCGAUGUGUGGAAACUUUGUGACAACAAAUUGGACACAACUCAUUUCUUUUCGACCCGAGGUACAUGGAAAGAUAAAGACAAAUUGCUCGGUUGGGUUCGUCGACAAGCAAAUAGGGCUGGAUUUACGGUUGUCAUUAAAAUAUCUUGUGAAGGUGGAAAUGCUAUGUUGGAGUUGGUUUAUGAACGUAGUGGCGAGCACAAAGUAUCAAAGAGAAAAGUGAAGCAUGAAACAACGGGAUCAAGAAAAUGUGGGUGUUUGUUCAAGGUGCGUGGAUAUGUCGUCAAGGAAGACAAUGCUUGGAAAUUGGCUAUUCUUAAUGGUGUUCACAACCAUGAGAUGGUGCCGUAUGUAGCAGGGAACCUUCUUGUCGGACGACAAGAAGAUUGUACAUGA
Molecule: messenger RNA, 477 nt
Organism: Medicago truncatula (barrel medic)
Lineage: Eukaryota; Viridiplantae; Streptophyta; Magnoliopsida; Fabales; Fabaceae
Exons: 2
Coding region: 1-477 (158 amino acids)
Biological process (GO): cellular response to iron ion starvation; positive regulation of transcription by RNA polymerase II
Molecular function (GO): DNA-binding transcription factor activity, RNA polymerase II-specific
Source: RefSeq, a predicted model, not a curated record